Molecule: messenger RNA, 2676 nt
Organism: Ceratitis capitata (Mediterranean fruit fly)
Lineage: Eukaryota; Metazoa; Arthropoda; Insecta; Diptera; Tephritidae
Exons: 5
Coding region: 39-2318 (759 amino acids)
Cellular component (GO): nucleus
Molecular function (GO): zinc ion binding
Source: RefSeq, a predicted model, not a curated record
ACACAGAAAAUUGCCACUGUUUUGUAAUUCAAUAAAUAAUGACCGACCAAACGCGCACGGGUUUAGUAAAUUUACCAAAAAAGUUUGAAUUCUUAUCAACUUUGACUACACGUGCGUCUUUGCGAGGAUUAAAACGCUGCACCGGGUGUGGUGAUUUGAAUGGCGUGCGAAGUUCUGUAUGCCGAAACCGAUUAUGCAAAUUGAGAAAAGAUGCGCUCCGAAAGCAUAUUCCAUUGGAUGCAGUGCGUUUAGAAAGUCUUGAUAAACGGAAAUCACUUUAUUCACUACGUAAAAAAGAUCAGAAUGCAUAUCCUCGUAAUUUUGUGCUCAUCACAGUCACCAGCAGAAAUGAUGCGACAUCAUUCCAAUGUUACAGCUGCGGCCCAACUACUACAUCGACGAAUAAUGUACUGUGUAAACAUAUCCUAGCGUGUACAACAAAUGCCGUUUUAUUGCGUAAAGGAGAAGUCUUCACUAUUUCUCGUGAUGUGCUUUGGAACUUAAAUGGCUUAGACGAGGAUCACAAGCAGCGGCUCUGGAGCUUGUACCAAGAAGAAGAAAACAAUGUACCUGCUGUGCAGCGUAUAUCAACUUCCUUAUUUGUAGUGAAAUGUGAAGUGUCAAAAGUUUUCCCUGCAGGACGUCUACAUGUCACAGCUGUAUGUAAUGGUGCAUCCACGAGGAAGGGUGUUUAUUCUUGCUCAUGCAAGAAACUAAAGAUCAUUGUUGAAACAGAUAAUUCGGUAGUGAUGCAAGAAGAGGUUUGUGAUCAUAUUUUAUUAGUUUUGGCGGCUGUUUUAAGUAACCGAAAAGGAAAAGCAACAUAUGGAAAUUUUGCAAGUGCGUUAAAAUCUUACUGGAUGCCGACGAAUAUAGAGACGCCAAUUGUAGACGUAACACAAGAGGAUGCACUUUUUGGUUUGAGCAUUGACAUUGGUGGUAACUUCAACAUGGACGGUACAGAUAGUCAACAAGCGGAUGAUAUUUUUAUUUACAAUAAUGAUUUCAUGUCUGAAGGUAACAUACCCGACUUCGAAGAUGUUAUACUGAACUAUCCACUUGACACCUCGGAACAACUACAAAAUCAGCAUGUUGUAGAAAAUUUCACAACAGCUAGUGCAGCAGCAAACCCCAGCGAUAUGUUACAUACUGGGGAUCCGAAUUUAGGUUUAAGCUUUGCUAUUACAGCUGAAGACAUAGAAGAUAUUAAAUUCCAUACUGCAUCCAAUACGAGUGGCAUAAAGACGGUGCCCUCAAAUGUGAUGGACAACAUGACAACUGCGCAUCUGGAAUUAAGUGAUUGCAAAAUCGAGUUGAUGGAUCAGUUUGAACUUACCGACCAAAUUGACUUGUCAACAACUGAGGACAUCACUUUGCAGCAAGAGCAAACGUGGCUUGGAAACGGUAUAAGUAUACUCGAAGCGCCAGUGGUGAAUACUUCAACCACGACAACCACAAUUGGCUGCACAGCCACACCAACAACGCUAGAAGCCACAAACGUGGCUCAAAACACAGCAUUUUAUAAUGGCAAUUCGUUACUAAAGGCGAGUCAGGUGGUGGAGGCGCCACCAAUUGAAUUACCCACAAUUGCCAUGGUUAAGAAAUGCCCUGUUAAAGCAUCUGAGUUGGUGAACAGUGUGAAUACCCGUAAAUUUCCACCUUUGCCAGCAAAAAGAUCUCUUAUUGUUAAUGGAGUAACACACUUGGAGCAUCAGCAAACAAAUGAUGAAAAUAUCAUAUCAAGUAAUGAGGUGCCAUCUUUGGCGUUUUCAUCAUGGCUAGACUAUGUUAUCGAAGCCAUCAAUGAGAGUGUGGAAAUUGUAGAAGAAAGAAAUGUUGAACACACCUUCCACGUACAUGAGGAAAUAUUCGCUCAUUUUAGCAAAACUUUCAGCACUGGCAUUAAGCUACGUAUACCGAAUAGUACAACAGUUAUAAAAACCGGCAAGCACAAAGGACUUAUCAAAUAUGUUUGGUAUUUUUCGAAUGCAUCAACAGUGCGUAGAAUAUUUACAACAAGAAAUAAUUGUUUGGAAAUCGAACGUUUAUUUGAAUAUAAUACGCAAGGUGUUUUUGUACCAUAUGUCACGCCACCUAUUUUACCUGCUAACAGUAAAUAUAAACGCGUUUAUCCGAAAAUAUCAUUAUAUAAAACACAUAUUUGCUUCGAAAGUGGCAGUAGUGAAUUAAAACAAAGUUUCAAAUUAGAGUGGUUGCCUAGUGCCUUUCCAAAAAGUCAUCAUGGUAUAAUGAAAGUGGAAUUCUCAGUGGGUGUACAAGAUCCAAAUGAAAUGCAAGGAUUAAUUGUUGGCAAAUAAUUACGAAAUAUUCUUAAAAUUUCAUACUAUUAAAUAGAGAAUUACAUAAAUCUAGGCUAAGCGAAAACUAUCUGCCACACAAUGUGAUACUCAAAUGGAUUCACUUGUUUUUUUUUUAUUAAACUCUCACUAAUAUUUGUUGCUAGUUAGUAAGAUUUUUCACUUGACAAAAAUCGUAUUGACGUUAGAAUUUAAAUUAAUUUUUUACUUAGGUUAGUAGUAAAUAUUAAAGUAAUGAGUUGCCAUAGAAAUAAUAAGCUUAAGUGUAUAUAUAGUUGUAUAAAUCACUACAAAAUUAAAUAUAUAUAAGUGUGAAAUAGUAUAAGCUAUAUUUGUAAGAUAAAGCUAAAAAUAUACA